Messenger RNA from Anopheles coustani, 1126 nucleotides. Its product is annotated as small ribosomal subunit protein uS7-like. Gene Ontology annotation, biological process: translation; ribosomal small subunit assembly. The record is from RefSeq and is a predicted model, not a curated record. The transcript is spliced from 5 exons. NCBI's taxonomy places the organism in Eukaryota, Metazoa, Arthropoda, Insecta, Diptera, Culicidae. The coding region runs from base 81 to 770 and encodes 229 amino acids. Gene Ontology annotation, molecular function: structural constituent of ribosome; mRNA binding; rRNA binding. Gene Ontology annotation, cellular component: ribosome; cytosolic small ribosomal subunit.
UGAGCUCGUCGUUUCGAAGCUAACUGACAUAGCCUCUUUCCGGCUUUAACGCCAUUGUAAACCAGACGUGUUGAAACACCAUGGCUGACGAGGCAUUUGAAAACUUCGAUGAGGAGGCUACGGUGCAGCCUGUGGCGACCGACGAUCAGCCCGCACAGGUCUACGAGGAAGCCCAGGUCGUCCAGCCGGCCGAGCUACCCGAAAUCAAGCUUUUCGGAAGAUGGAGCAGCGACGACAUCGAUAUUUCCGACAUUUCCGUUUCGGAUUAUAUCGCCGUGAAGGAGAAGCACGCCAAGUACCUUCCCCAUUCGGCCGGCCGUUUCGCGACCAAGCGUUUCCGCAAGGCCCAAUGCCCUAUUGUGGAGCGUCUGACCAACUCGCUGAUGAUGAAGGGACGCAACAACGGCAAGAAGCUGAAGGCAGUGCGCAUCGUGCGUCACGCGUUCGAGAUCAUGCAUCUGCUGACUGGUGAGAACCCGCUACAGAUCGUGGUCCACGCCAUUAUCAACUCGGGUCCCCGCGAAGAUUCGACCCGUAUCGGUCGUGCUGGUACCGUCCGUCGUCAGGCCGUCGAUGUGUCGCCUCUGCGUCGUGUAAACCAGGCUAUCUGGUUACUCUGCACCGGUGCUCGUGACGCCGCAUUCCGUAACAUCAAAACGAUUGCUGAAUGCUUGGCCGAUGAGCUGAUCAACGCCGCGAAGGGUUCAUCGAACUCGUACGCCAUCAAGAAGAAGGAUGAGCUGGAGCGUGUUGCCAAGUCUAACCGAUAAGAACUGCAUUCCACCAUUUCGGAAGGGCGCGUGUCGGUCGGUGGUGUGUCGCAUGCAGCGUAUUUUCUGCAUUGGCGCGAGGGGUGUGUUCUUGUACCAAACUGGGGUAUUGUUAUUCCAUCAUUCGUGUGCUCAAUUGCGUCUCAGUGGGGUGCACGACAUACGGGGUCUCUCCUGUAACAUCAUCUUCACAUACCGCGCGUGAUGAAGUAAGGGUUGUGCUCAACAUCUUUACAAUCCUUGAGGACCUCCAAUACCAUCAAAUUAUCAGAGAUUUUUGCUUAAGUGUCGUGUUUGCGUGUGUUUCGAUAAUCGAAAUACACACAUUACGCCACCGAUACAGAAAAACAGAGGUG